UGCAAGUGUUCACUAAUAGCACAGCGAGCAGAACUCUGUACGUCAAUGAAAAACUACCAGCAAGCUCUUCAUGACGCGGAUGUCCUCUGCCGAAACAAGCCCCACUGGCCUGCGGGCCAUUAUGUGAAAGCAAAAGCUCUUUCUGGAUUGGAAAGGACUGAGGAAGCAUUGAAGGAGUUUCUCUAUUGUGUUGCCUUAAAUCCUGAAUGGAGCUCAAUGAAGAAAGAAGCCCAAAAGAUAAUGUGUGAGAUGUUUUUCCCAGCCUUUGAAAAUGUUCAUGAUAGUCUAACAGCACCUUUCUCUAGUCGAACAUCCCAUACAAGAUUGAAACCUGCAUUUCUGAGUAGCAUAAACACACAGUCAGCUGCGGAAGAUAGCUCUAUUGCUGGGUCCUCAAAGGAUACUGUGUUCAGGUUAACAAAAACCCCGUCCCAAGAAUCUGAUGUAUUUAGAAGUACUGAUUCUCCUGUUUCCCAUCAUGUUCUGGAUCUCUAUUUUGAAGACAACAAGAAGUCUUUGGGAGCUAUUCUUUCCAGUUUACCUGGGCUUGGCUUAAAAAGAAAGCUGUCCAGUGAUAUGAGGGAUUUACAAAGCUUGGAUGUCCCCAAUAAGAUUCCUAAAAAAGAUGGAGAUGUUUUACCUGAAACCACUGCCGUCACUUCAAGUGAAAUACCAACAACUCUGGUGGAUGCGUCGGACUUUGAGUGUUCCCUCUGCAUGAGGUUGUUCUAUGAACCUGUUACCACUCCCUGUGGACACACCUUUUGCCUCAAAUGCCUUGAGCGUUGCCUUGACCAUAAUCCGCAUUGCCCGCUCUGCAAAGAAAAGCUGUCAGAAUUUCUGGCAAGCAGAACUUACAAGAAGACCGUCCUUACAGAAGAACUGAUAGUCCGUUACUUGCCAGAGGAGUUAUCUGAAAGGAAGAAAGUUUAUGAGGAAGAAAUGAAGGAAUUGUCAAAUUUGAAUAAAGAUGUUCCCAUCUUCGUAUGUACCAUGGCCUUCCCUACCAUCCCUUGCCCACUCCAUGUCUUUGAACCUCGUUACCGUCUAAUGAUAAGAAGAUGUAUGGAAACUGGUACCAAGCAGUUUGGCAUGUGCUUAGCUGAUGAAUUAAAAGGAUUUGCAGAUCAUGGCUGUAUAUUAGAGAUCAGGGACGUAAAGUUUUUUCCUGAUGGACGCUCAGUUGUUGAUACAGUUGGUGUCCGUCGUUUUAGGGUCUUAAGCCAUGGCCAGCGAGAUGGAUAUAACACAGCAAACAUCGAGUAUCUUGAAGAUAAAAAGGUUGAAGGACCGGAAUAUGAAGAACUUGUCCGCCUUCAUGAUUCAGUUUAUGAUCAAGCUGUUGCCUGGUUUACUUCUCUUAAAGAUAAUAUGAAAGUGCAAAUUCUCAAUCAUUUUGGGUCCAUGCCAGGAAAAGAGCCAGAGCCACAGAGCAACCCCAGUGGUCCUGCGUGGUACUGGUGGCUCUUGGCAGUGUUGCCUCUGGAAAACAGAGCUCAGCUGGCUAUACUGGCUAUGACGUCCCUUAAAGAUCGUCUUAUCGCCAUCAGACGUGUAUUGAUAUUUGUGACUCGCAAAAGACCCAGAUAACAUGGACUUCAGUUGUGAGUGGGCACCAAAAACAUCU
Molecule: messenger RNA, 1627 nt
Organism: Egretta garzetta (little egret)
Lineage: Eukaryota; Metazoa; Chordata; Aves; Pelecaniformes; Ardeidae
Gene: LONRF2
Product: LON peptidase N-terminal domain and ring finger 2
Exons: 11
Coding region: 46-1590 (514 amino acids)
Molecular function (GO): protein binding
Source: RefSeq, a predicted model, not a curated record